Polypterus senegalus (gray bichir) is the source of this 2308-nucleotide messenger RNA. RefSeq lists its product as uncharacterized. The coding region runs from base 250 to 1245 and encodes 331 amino acids. NCBI's taxonomy places the organism in Eukaryota, Metazoa, Chordata, Cladistia, Polypteriformes, Polypteridae. Gene Ontology annotation, molecular function: protein binding. The record is from RefSeq and is a predicted model, not a curated record. The transcript is spliced from 10 exons.
AUCGCAUUUAUAUUAGCGAAGUACGUUUCACAUACUCGGUCGUUCGCAGGACGUGGAGUUUUUGCGGUGGAUGCAUUGGAAAAGGGUGACUUUGUGGCCGAGUACCGCGGUCAACUAAUAAACGGAGCUGAAAGCGAGAGGAGGAGGCGAGUGUACCAUCCUGCCGCUGCUGUCUUUCUUUUCGACUUUAAAUGGAAUAGGAAAAGCUGGUGCAUUGAUGGAGCCAAAGAUGAUGGCUCUGUUGGAAGAAUGAUAAAUGACAACCACAAAAGUCCAAACUGCAAAAUCAAGAAACUGGCAGUAGAUGGAAUGCCACACCUCUGCCUGUUUGCUUUAAGAGAUAUUCUUCCUGGUGAAGAAAUCACAUACAGCUAUGGAGAUGGACCAUGGCCUUGGAGAAAACAGGGAAAAGAAAAAGCCACUAUUGUGUCAUCACCAUUACAGACAAAUGACAAGGGCACUGGGGAAAGGGAUGUUGCCCAAAGCCAGAUCUUGGCUCAACAGCCUACACUGGCACAAGUAAAAGGCACUCUUGCUAUUGAUGAACAGAACCCUGAUGGAAGAGAGAAGACCCUCAGUCAUAGCUUAGCUGAAAAGACUUCUGAACCUCAAGAGAAAGAAGCAGUUAUUACUAAUGAGCAGACUGAAGACAACAGUGGAUCUGACACUGAACCAGUUUCUUUAGAAAAGAGAGAGCUUGACUGUACUGUGCCAAAACUUAAGCGCUCUGACAGUGUUAUUGUGAGCGAGGAGAUGCUUCAAAACUGUUCUGAGUCAUCAGAUUCCAGUAUGAACCACAGCGAUGAUGACUACAUUCCUAAGUCAUCAGAAGAGAGUAGUCCAGACUGCAGUAGUGACUGCUUAUCAGCACACAUGAAUGACAAAAUAGAAAAAGUAGUGAUUGAAAAUGAAACAUCAGAAAGUGAGGAAGAAUUGAGUGAUCAUGAAGGUGAUGCAGAAAUGCAAGUAAAGCAGAUGAAACGAGCACAUGGCGAAGUUCAGGAAACAAAAGUUAACAGUGUUUGCCAAGGUCGUAAACGAGUGAAGAGGACAAUGUGGAAAGAAGAAGAAAGAAGAGCAGUGGAAAAACAUUUGGCCAAAUUUAUAAAUAUAUGUAAAGUGCCAGGAAAGAGAGAGUGUGAGGCCUGCAUCCAAAAUGAACCACAAGCUCUCAAAAAUAGAGAUUGGCUGGGUGUGAAAUUCUAUAUAAAAAACCGAAUUACCUCACUGAAGAGAAAGGUUUAAAACAAGUGUUUCCAUUAUCAAUGCUGUUCAUUUAAAGUUUAGUUAUGGGAAAUAAUUUAAUCAGUUUACAUUAGGUCUUUUCAUGGUAUUUGAAAGCAACAGUUCCACAAAGCCAGUUACUUGUUUGCUCUUUAAUAAUUUGUAUUUCAUACGUUUAUAUGCACUUACAUAAAGAUAUACACACGGUUAUUUACAGGCUAUUUCAAUCAAGGACAGUGACUCUAACUUGUGUGGUGCCACCAGGAGACUUGGGCCUUGGUAGCUUUACUCAGGGUAGAAAGCACUGGUGUUGGGUUACUGAUUUAAAAGAAUUACCAGUAGUGAAUCAGAGUAAUUAUUUCAUACUGCAAACUUAUAAUACAGAAAACCUGCAAUAUUUACUGAUUCCGUACACAUUAAUUUUAAAUUAAAUUGCUUCUUCAUAACAUACAAUUUGAUCACACGUUUACAAAUAUUGCAGUACUCAUUAAUUCAGAUCAAUUACAAAUAUAUUUGAGCAAUUACAGCUGAAGCUAAGAUGUCUUGAAAUAGUGAAAUCUAAAUAUUUCUGGAUCAAGCAAGUGUCAAAUAUCUGAAAUGGGAGGUAAUUCCAAAACAAAUUAGCUUCAAGGUCAUCGUGCUGUUUUACACUUAGAUUUGGCUUUGUUAUGAUGACAUUGUUUUAGGUUCAGUUAUGUAUGUUUAUUGCAUAUUUAGUAUAAUGUGAGCAAUGUUCUGGCUGAAAGAAUAUUGUGAACUUGAGUCUGGGUGCUCAGUUUUAAUAUUUGUUACUAAGAGGUGAUGUAACUCAAAUAUAAUGUGUACAGAAGCCAGUAAAUAUUGUAAUUUUUAAUAUUCAUCAGUUGCUUUUUUGCUUACAUUGAUAAAUGAACGUUUAAUUAGAUGCUUUGGAUUAAUGUUUUAAUUACUUUUUCAUAAUUAGUACACUGGAGUUGUCAAUGUAGAGAUGUUUCACAAUGGAAUACUGUAUGCAUGGAAGGCUAUUCUUCAAAGCCAAGUAGUAACAGUGAACCUUAGCCAGGAUGAAGGUGCAUUUUUAUUUUUCUCAUUAAAAAAAGGUUAA